AUGGUCAGUACCACGUCUCCACUAGCCUUUGCCGAAAGGCGUUCUCCAGGAAAAGUCGGAAAGAGGGUCGUGGCAUAUACCAACGCUUUCAAGCUCACAUGGGAUGUGGGGAAAGUCAAAAUACAUCAUUAUGACGCCAUAUCUCCGCUUUUCGAUCCCAAGUCGGGUGGGAGUGGCGAAUCAGCAUUCACAAUCGGCUCACGCAAGGGUAUGGAAAUCAUUACUCGCCUACAGACGGAAUCACGUCCAGACCUGUUUCACCCCCGAGUCGCAUUCGAUGGCAAGAAAAAUAUAUGGUCCACCCAUCGUCUCAAUUUUGUUAAUGGAGGUGACAGCGAAGAGUUUCACCUGCCUCUUAACCGUAUGGAUCCCGACAACCCCAGACCAAAUCCUAGGAUGGUAUCCGUCAGAGUUGUAUUUGUAGCCAUCGUCGACCCUCGUGUCUUAGAGCCUCUCGUAGCUGGAGCCGUUAAACGCAUAGAGCCAGAUGGAGAAAUUGCCACAACAAUUAACAUGCUGAAUGUCUUUGUUCGGGUGUCUCCUAUCAGCUCGUGGCCGCAUAAUGCGCGGGCUUUUUUCGCCAAUAAUGUCUGUACUUCAAUAGACGGUCUACAACUAUGGCGAGGUUAUUUUCAGAGCGUACGUCCUACUCUCGGAGGAAUGAUAAUUAAUGUGGACAUAUCCGCCGCCGCCAUUAUUCCCCCAAAGCGUUCUCUUUUACCUCUAUGUGCUGAGUACCUGAAGCUGAGAGAACCAAGAGCCUUGCACAGACUCAGAGACGAGCAAUUUUUCGAGCUCAGGACGUUUCUCAAAGGACUACGGGUAUACAUUGACCUUCCAACUCACAAAGGAAGAUCUCGCAAGAUUGAAGAUGUCGUCAGGAACGCUGGAAGAAUUACAUUUGAAAGAGGUAUUACGACUAUUACCAUAGCGGAACAUUUCCGACAAGCGCACCAAAAAACUAUUCCUCUAGACGGUUUAGGUAUUAGAGUUGGAAAAGGUGAAAUAUUCCCGCUGGAGGUUUGCGUAACAGCAGAGGCCCAGCUAUACAAAAAAAAGCUCAGCCCAGAGCGAGUCAGCCAGAUGAUUUCGUUCUCUCCUGGUAAACCCGAAGCUAGAUUACGGGCCAUUCGAGAUGGUUGGGAUCUCCUAGAUUACGAAAAUUCAGAUUAUGUGCGCAAUGCCGGUAUCCGGAUAUCGAAGGAGCCCAUGAAAGUGACAGGGCGUAUCCUACCUCCGCCAAGUAUACAGUUCAAAACUUUACAACAGGCAAAGGAACCCGGCGUAUGGGACAUGAUGGGGAAGCAAUUCAAAUAUCCAGCAAAAAUAAGCAGUUGGACAGUGGUGAGUUUCGCAGCUGAAAGAGCGACAUCAAGUGCGCUACAACAAUUUGUCUCGGACCUGACCAAAGUCAUGAGAGAGCGAGGAAUGAUGGUUUCAGAUCCUCAUGAUAUCGCCAUAGGACACGAAGCGAGGGUCGAAGAGAGCAUUGGAAGAGCUGGUGCUGCUGCCAAGGCUGUCUUCGUACUUGUGAUUUUGCAAGAGAAUGCUGCUUUGACAUAUCAACGAGUCAAGCGAUUUGGUGACAUCACACAGGGUGUCCCCACUCAUAAUAUAUUUAAGAAAUGGGUGUCUCACAAAUUCAAUCGAUAUGACACUCGAAAAAUGAAUCAGUAUCAAAAUAACCUUGCGCUCAAGAUCAACGGGAAAUUGGGUGGGAUCAAUAGUGGUCCUACCAAUGAGGCCAUGACCCAACUUGCAGCAAAGCCUACCAUCGUACUAGGAGCCGAUGUGAGCCAUCCAGCUCCUGGAGAAGGUUUACGGCCCUCCACAACAUCCCUUGUUUCCUCAUGUGACGCUCGUGCACUCCAAUAUGUAGCCUCAGUGCGUAUACAGAGAUCUCGCCUCGAGAUUAUCCAGGAUUUACGAGAAAUGGUUGGUCGUGCACUCACUGUAUUUCAAACAAAGACCACAGUGCUUCCCAGACGAAUGUUUUUCUAUCGCGAUGGAGUUUCCGAGGGCGAACUUCACAGGGUGAUUAAUUACGAGAUCAAUGCUAUAGGAGAGGCUAUAUCGAAGGUUUAUGGCGCAGCGAGGAGUACUUGGCCUGCUUUGACUUUCAUCGUCGUUGGCAAGCGACACCACAUUCGCUUUUUCCCUCAACCACAGGAUGCCCACACUUUUUCAGGCAACUGUCAGGCUGGUUUCGUCGUUGAUAGUGAUAUUGUUCAUCCAGUCCAUUACGAUUUUUAUCUUCAAUCGCACGCUGGUAUCAAAGGAACAAGCCGGCCCAGCCACUAUAUCGUUCUACGAGACGACAAUGGUUUAAAUGCUGACGCUCUUCAAGAGCUUUCGUAUGGUUUGUGCCACGCAUAUGCCCGUGCGACACGCUCAGUAUCUAUUCCCGCCCCUGUGUAUUACGCAGACCUUGUAUGUCGAAGGGCCAAGUUCCAUUACGAUCCAGCCUGGAAUUUUGAAGACAAUGUUUCUGUUCAUUCCGACGAUGGCCCCAGCCUUCAAAGUUUCCAAGAUCACUUUAGCGAUAUCUCGCGCAGCCUGGAGAACUCAAUGUAUUUUUUGUGA
Messenger RNA from Serpula lacrymans var. lacrymans S7.9, 2583 nucleotides. RefSeq lists its product as uncharacterized. The transcript has 22 exons. Gene Ontology annotation, molecular function: nucleic acid binding; protein binding. NCBI's taxonomy places the organism in Eukaryota, Fungi, Basidiomycota, Agaricomycetes, Boletales, Serpulaceae. The record is from RefSeq and is a predicted model, not a curated record. The coding region runs from base 1 to 2583 and encodes 860 amino acids.